Pocillopora meandrina is the source of this 1007-nucleotide messenger RNA. The record is from the annotation of a GenBank genome assembly. Lineage: Eukaryota; Metazoa; Cnidaria; Anthozoa; Scleractinia; Pocilloporidae.
AUCGAGACUACAGACAAAUGGUACCAACACGAGCCAGAGACUGUGAUGCACAAUAAAGACAACAACAUCACUAUCAUAUGGGACAUGCCGGUCAAUACUGAGUGAACUAUAACUUACAGCGAACAUACCAGAUAUCGUAGUUAGAGAUCCAGUGGAUUCCAUCUGGAAACUGAUUGAUAUGACUGUUCCAUCAGAAAGAAACAUCGCUCUGAAGGAAAUGGAGAAGAAAAGCAAGUAAAAGUACUUAGAAUAGGAAAUACAGAGAAUGUGGCAUAUGAAAACCGUGGUGAUCCCUGUGGUUGUUGGUGCGCUUGCUACAGAAAAGAAGAGGAUGGUGGAAGACAUAAAGAAAGUGUCAGAAGCACAUGGGAUCUGCGCGAAUCUUCCAAAAAGUGCUUGGGGUAUGAACAGAAUGAUUGACUUGAGUGACUGAUGCCCUAGGUGCAUGGUUUGCACCCGGCUGAUGCUCAAAAAAAAAAACUCCAGUUAAGACUGUGAUGGAAGAGAUAAUAACAAUGAUAACACAUAAAGGAGAGUGUGAUGGAAUUUAUGAACCGGCACCGCGUAUCGUCAUCUGAAAACCCUUUUGGCUAUUUGUGGCCCGAUAACUGCGCUCUCUACUUAACCGUUGUUGCCUUUCUAUUGCUGAAAGGCUAGAAGAUAGGUUCGAGUCACAGUGGAACUAAGAAUUCUACCAGAAAGAAGUAAGUUUUUGAAGAUGAAGCGGCUGAACUCGGCAAGAGAAUAUCCAUUGCGAAGGCAGAGCUGAAGAGACAAGGGACAGCAGGAAACUUAAAAAAAACAUAAGGCAAGAUCGCUUGACAACAAUUUAAACAAGAUACAAGGCGGUUCUACUCUUUGUUUGUAUUCAUGUGUGAUGGAACAUAAGAUCGACCUACGUAGAAAAAAAAAAGCUAAGAACGGUUCCCAUGGCAACACUGAUGUAUUCGAGAAUAUUGAGGAUGUGAGUAUCUUUUGGAAGAGCCUAUGGGAAACAAGAGGGACUG